This is a messenger RNA of Chlamydomonas reinhardtii, 2540 nucleotides long. RefSeq lists its product as uncharacterized. The record is from RefSeq and is a predicted model, not a curated record. Lineage: Eukaryota; Viridiplantae; Chlorophyta; Chlorophyceae; Chlamydomonadales; Chlamydomonadaceae. The transcript is spliced from 2 exons. Gene Ontology annotation, cellular component: cytoplasm; ubiquitin ligase complex. Bases 58 to 1914 code for a protein of 618 amino acids.
CAUAUCUGCCCAUAAAAUCAGCGAGUCGCGAAACACAAAGCACGGGUGAUGUUCAAAAUGCCUAAGCGCUCAGACUCGGGUCCGCAGGAAAUCGAACUCUGGCUCGACGAGAGUAGCGAAGUUUCGACUUUGUCGCUGGUCAACCGUGACGGCAAGGCAGCGCUGCUUAACCCGGGGAGAGAGGAGGUGACCAUGUUCAACGGCGACGGCAGCGCGGGCUCGCCGUUCUGCAUCGGCGAGUCGGCGUCCAUAGGCUACAUGUCUGGACACAACAUUGGCAUUGGCUGCUUUGAGUCGGGCACCGUGCUGGCUCCCAAGCAGCUGCCGCCCGGCCAGCUCGCGUGCCUAGCUGCUGACGGCAAGGGCAGUGUAUACGCUUGCAUCCGAGCGCCCAAGGAAGACUCACCCGAGCGCAUCUUCAAGGUGGUGGUGGCGGGCAGCGGCGCCGGCAAGGUGCCCACGCACAUCGCCUCGCUGCGGCAACACGCGCGUGCCGCCUGCAUGGCCUUCCACCCUCCCUCCAACUCCCUCAUCAUCGGCACCGACAACCAUGGCCUCUUCAGCGUCGGCGUGUCCGGCAGCAAGGCGCAGGCGGUGCAGCUGGAGCUGGAGGAGGUAUCGGACGGCGAUGACCUGGAGAGCACCGGUGGCGGCGAUGACAGCGACAACGAGGGUGCCUGGGGCGAUGACGGCGGCUUCAGUGACGACGACGACGGCAGCGACGGCGGCGUAGAGCCGGAGUGGCCCGGCAUCCGCAUCUCGGGCGUCGCCGUGGACACGCAUGGCUGCCUCAUCGUGGCGGAUGCCUAUGAGCGGGGUCGCGGCUGGGGCCCGGUGGGAUCGCGCGCGCUGAUCGGGCGCGUCAGCCGCUUCCAGCUGGCGGGCGCGCAGGCCGGGGCGUGCGUGCUGCGCGGCCGUGAGACGCUGCUGAAGGGCAUGGGCAGCGUGCUGCAGCACCUGCACGUGCUGGCCUGCGGCUUCCUGGCGGCCCUGGCCUUUGACAAGCUGCAGCAGUUCAAGCCGGAGGGCGUCGCGCCCUGGUUCUGGCGUCUGCCGCCGCCGCCGCGCGAUGCUGAGGGGGCUGGCACCAGCGCUGCCGCAGGCGCGAAGCGUGCGGGCGGCGGCCAUGUGGCGGAUGGCCAUGCGCGCAAGCUCGCUGGCAUGUUUCUCGGCGGCGGCAGCGCUGCUGACGUGGUGGAGUUGCAUGUGGGCAAGACCGCCGGCGGGCCCGCCAUGACCUUCUCCAUCCAUCGCGCGGUGCUGACCGGAGGCUGCAGCUGGCUGGCCUCUGGCCUGGCCAAGAGCACCGGCGCGCUCAAGGCGACCAGCGAGCAGCAGAAGGCGCUGGACGGCAUGCUGCCGCAGGUGUUCGCUGUGGUGCUGGCCUACGUGUACUCGGGCGGCGUGGACUUUGAGGGCGUGGCAGCGGACCACCCGGCGGCGGCCCUGGCCACCGCCUCCGCUGCAGCUGGCGGCAAGGCGGCUGGGGGCAGCAAGGCGGCCGCCGGCAAGGGCGGCGCCGGCAAGAAGGGCGGCAAGGGCGGCGCUGGUGUCGGGGCCAGCAACAGCGGCGAUGGUGCGGUGGUGGCGGCCGGCAGCAGCGGCGCGCUCGAGCUGGCCAAGGCGGUGGCGGUGGCGGCCGAGCGGCUGCAGCUGCCGGGGCUGCGCGAGGCGGCGGAGGCCUACCUGACCUCACAGGUCAGCCCCGACACCCUGGGGCCCCUGCUAACGUGGGCCACAGCGGCACCGGGCCAGCAGCUGGGCGGUGGGCUGCAGGAGCUGGUGUCGCGGCUGAAGGCCUGGGCGGUGGAGCACGAGGGCGACAUGAGCGAGGCGCAGCUGCAGGCGCUGCCGGCGGCGCUGGUGAAGGAGCUGUAUGUGGGCAGCGUCAAGCGCCGCCGCACGGGCAAGUGAGAGAGAGGAUUACAAGGACCCUGCUGGGGGCCAAAUGCAGCAGCCCCAGGCUACAGGUCAAGUGGGGAGUAUGAGAACGCGGACAAGCACGGAGGCAAGGGCAAUGAAGCGAGUGAGCCAUGCCAGUAGGGGAGCGAAUAUUAUAUGGUGCGCUGGGAUGAAAGCGAUGUGAGGUCACACGGCUGGUGAGCAGGUUGCUUGUAUGUUGUAAAAGGUGUGAACAUGUAGGUGAAUGAUGUAACUGCGAGAUAUGAAUGCGACAUUGCAAGUAAGAAGGGACAGUCCGACCAAGCAAGGGUGCCCAGCACCCAGGUCAGGAGGGAAGUAGGAGGUCAGGAGGGAAGAUAUGCAGGUUGUGUUGUCGAGGUUAAGGUAAUUUGUGCACAUUACCAUCACUACCAUACUACCAAGUUGCGGGCUGGCUUAUUGCUGCACUUGCUGCGUUGCCCGAGAUUGAGGUUGAAGGGUGCGCCAGGCAGACAUGUGUAAUCGUACCGUAGUGCAGUACCGUUGCUAGCUGGGGCCGGGGUUGCUCUUAUUGUUCACCUCGUCAGUGCCAUUGAUGAGGGUUGGCGGUGAUGAUACGUGCUGCGCUGCUGUGUAGAGAUCAGGAAAGUCACGUUCCA